Molecule: messenger RNA, 3015 nt
Organism: Macrosteles quadrilineatus (aster leafhopper)
Lineage: Eukaryota; Metazoa; Arthropoda; Insecta; Hemiptera; Cicadellidae
Product: DNA repair and recombination protein RAD54B-like
Exons: 18
Coding region: 100-2628 (842 amino acids)
Biological process (GO): double-strand break repair via homologous recombination; reciprocal meiotic recombination
Cellular component (GO): nucleus
Molecular function (GO): DNA translocase activity; ATP-dependent chromatin remodeler activity; ATP binding
Source: RefSeq, a predicted model, not a curated record
GUGGAAGAAUAUGCUAUGGAUUAGGUACCUAAACGUAAAGCUUAUCAAAGAUCAGUUAGAAGCUCAUUUUCAGACAGGAGGCAUAAUAUCUGAAGGAAAAUGAGGCGAUCUAGUGCUCCCUCCAAACUAGGUGAAAAGUUUUACCCUCCAACUGCUCCCCAUGGAUCAAAGCAAGUUACAGCACCAGUAGAAAAUGCGGCAAGGACAACUGAUAGCAUUUUGGGCCUCAUUGCUAAAAUUAAACAAACUGGAGAUUUAGGCCAACCCUUAAAGGAAGAGUCUCCAGAGCUACAUAGCCAUCUUGAAGAAUCAUCACCAGUUCUCCACGAACAAGUCACAAACAUAGAGAAACCAAAGGCUACAAUUGACAAGAGGAUAUUCAAUGUUGUUUAUGGAAAACCGUCUAAAAAGAAACACAAAACGUGGGAAGGAGAUGGAGUACUGGAAGUCGGGGAAAAAUCCUUAACUCUUAAGGAUUGUGAAGGAAACAUUAUUGGCAGGGGAAGUGGAAAGAAAAACUCUGAAUUAGAAGAAGGAUCUCGCCUUUUUGUUGGAAAUAAAGAGAUUGAAAUAAUAGAUGCGGUUUCAUCGCCAGGUGAGUUACCUACAAAACGUCCGUCCAGUUCCCCACCAAAUCCUGUGCGAAAAAAGGCCAAGAAAGCCCCAUCACACCCCGCAUUGACGUUCACCACACGGUCUGCCCCCGCCCCUCACCACCUGCAGGACUACCAACCGUUGACCAUGCCACAGCCGGAUCUGGACCAUCAGUGGCAGUUCAACAAGAAUGGUGCGCCAGUGAAUGUAGUGUCAGUAGACCCUAGUCUGGCGCGGGUGUUGCGGCCUCACCAGAGGGAAGGGGUAACGUUUCUGUACCGUUGCAUCACUGGCCUCCGCGACCCUAGCCAUCAGGGAGCCAUCCUGGCUGACGAGAUGGGACUAGGGAAGACAUUGCAGACCAUCACACUCAUCUGGACGCUACUUCGCCAACCACUGUACGGCCGAGAGCCAUUGCUCAAGAAAGUAUUGAUUGUUACUCCGUCCAGUCUCGCUCGUAAUUGGAAUCAAGAGUUUCAUCGAUGGCUUGGACAUUACCGCAUUCAUGUAUUCACUGUUGAUCAGAAGAACAAGCCAAAAGACUUUGUGCAUGUGCCUAACGUUCCUGUGAUGAUCAUUUCAUAUGAGAUGUUUGUCCGCUAUUUCGAUGACAUUACCCAAGUGUUAUUCGACCUUGUGGUCUGCGAUGAGGGUCAUCGGCUCAAAAACAACUCAGUGAAAGCUUACACGUUACUGAGCCAGCUGCCUUGCAAGCGGAGGAUUCUACUCACAGGAACACCCAUCCAAAAUGACUUACAGGAGUUUUACGCUCUGAUCAGCCUCGUUAAUCCUGACAUUCUAGGGUCAUACGCAGAGUUCCGCAAGACCUAUGAAGAGAGUAUUGUUGCGUCUAGAAACCUCAAAGUGUCGCAGCAAAUGUGGAAGGAGGGGGAAAGUCGUGCUGAGCAGCUCGCCAAUCGUACGGCUGGGUUCAUACUGCGUCGCACACAUGCAAUACUAGACAAGUACCUGCCUGGCAAACAUGAGGUCGUCGUAUUCUGCAAACCAUCAGAUAUCCAGCUGGAGUUGUUCCGAGCAGCCAUCUCGUGCUGGGAGGGGGAGGAGGGGGAGCAGCGAUCAGUGAGUCACCUGGCCGUCAUCACAGCCCUCAAGAAGAUCAGCAGUCACCCUGUGCUGCUACGGGACAAUGAGUGUGACAAAGAGAAUGAUGAGUUAUCAGAGCUGUUGACUGCUGAACUGUCUCACCUCACGGGAGACCAAGUGAUGAUUGAAGAUGCAAGUAAACUCAGCGUAGUCAAAGCGUUGCUGCACACCAUUGAAAAGAACAAUGAAAAAAUUGUCCUCGUCUCCUACUUUACACAGACGCUGGAUCUACUACAGGCCCUCUGUGAUCAGUAUGGCUUCCAACACUGCCGCCUGGAUGGAAACACACCUUCAUCUCGUAGAGUGGACAUCGUCAACAACUUUAACUCAAAACAUUCUCAAAAUAGAGUGUUUCUACUAAGCGCUAAGGCGGGUGGAGUGGGCCUCAACCUGGUAGGCGCGUCACGACUAGUUCUGUUUGACCCGGACUGGAACCCAGCCUCUGAUCUGCAAGCUAUGGCCCGAGUGUGGAGGGAUGGACAACGUUCUACUGUACAUAUCUACCGACUCUUAACUACUGGCAGCAUAGAAGAGAAGAUAUUUCAAAGGCAGUUGAAGAAAGCUGGCUUGAAUGAAGCUGUUGUGGACUUUAAUCAUACAAGUGAUGUAAGGCUUUCUGAAGAAGAGUUAAAGGACCUGUUCACAUUAGAAGAGGAGGUAGACUGUUUGACUCAUGGUAUGCUGGGGUGUGAGUGUGCUGGGGAGGGGGAGGUACCUCAGCCUGUAGUACCUCAGUCCGACACACGACAGUGUCAGCUGAUACCCCAGCCUGGACAAUCCCUCCGCAGCAAUCAGCUGUUCCAGUGGCAGCACUAUCGCCAACCGCUUCCCCUCCACAUGUUGACGGAAAUGGGACUUGAAGAAGCUGGGGAGUUCAUAACGUUUGCAUUUCGAAAUGUUGUUGAAGCUGCAUCUCCUGUAUCUAGUUAAUGACAUUAGUAUUACUAAUUACAUCAAUUUUUCAAAUGAUUUAGACAUUUUCAAUAGUUUUAUGGAACAACUUCCUAAUCAUGUAAAUAAAUCAAUAAAUCUCCUGCCUUUGUUAUGUAGUUUUUAAAUGGGGAUUCAACCUUUUAUUAAACCUUAAGUUAUAACUUCCUUAUUUAACUUUCUAAUUGUGUAAAUAAAUAAUGUUCUCACUUUUUUGUGUUGAUUUGAAAUUGUGAUUCGUCUUUUCGUUUUACUUUGCUAUAAACUUUCUAAUUUUCUUAAUGUUUUAUUUUAAGUAAUGAUUCAGCGUUGUUAUAAUCAUUGUCAGAAAUUGUGUGGUUAUUAAAAUGAAAAUGCUCCUACUUUUGUUAUUUUAAUUGUCAGAAG